AUGGGACUGCUCGUUGCCGGCCGACCACUGGACUGGUCCGAUGCGCUCGAGUGGCUACAACACGUCCGCACGCAGGGCAUCGACCAGUUCCUGCACACGUACCACCGCGUGAAGGACAUUGAAGGCGACGAGCUCAAGUGGGGCGACGAACUCGAGUACGGCGUGUUCCACGUGGACCGCGACAGGAAACGCGCGCGAUUGGCCCUCCGCGGCGCAGAGAUUCUGCAGCAGUUGCAGGCCAAAGAGAAGCAGUCGAAGGAGCACGGGCGGCCCGACGGCGGUAGUCCAACGGCUGUUGCAGCAGCUACAGUAGCUGCUGGACUGUGUGUGGACGGGUGCAACUGGGUCCCCGAGUACGGCGCGUGGAUGAUUGAAGGCACGCCCAGCGCCCCCUACGGAGGCUUUACCAGUGACCUGCGCAAAGUUGAGGCCAACAUGCGCCUCCGUCGCGCGCGGCUCUUGGCGCUGCUGCACGAGGACGAAAUUGCGCCGUCGGUCACGGCGUUCCCCAUGAUGGGCGUCGGGGACUGUACCGUGCCGUCGAGCCAGUCGCAGGGUCCAGUGGCCCAGUCGGACUAUGUCAGCGACGCAGUGAUCAAUCCCCACCCGCGGUUCGCGACGUUGACGAAGAACAUUCGGCAGCGCCGGACGCGAAAAGUGGACAUUCGCGUCCCGAUCUUCCAGGACGUGUACACGGAAGCGAGGCUGGAAGAAGAGCAGGCGGACGCGACGUGGACUGCAGAAAAAUCGCGGCCAAAGUACGAGUCGAAGCGAGACGUGCUGGCGCUGGUGCAGGACGCGUUUGGCUCGGUGCCGGCGUCGCCGAGCUCGACGGCCAACUCGGACGAUAAUGGCCAGUCGAAAGCAUCGCCGUCACGGACGGCGGAAGAGAGAGCGAUGGACAGCAAGCCGAGUCAAUUUGCUCGCAAGCUCGCGACGCUGGACUCGGACCACAUGGCUGAGCCGUACCCCGGCUUUAUCCACAUGGACGCGAUGGCUUUUGGCAUGGGCAUGUGCUGUCUACAGGUGACGUUCCAGGCGAAGAACGUGGGCGAGUCAAGGCACUUGUACGAUCAUUUGGGCGUUCUCUCGCCCAUCUUGCUGGCACUGACGGCGGCGACGCCCAUCUUGAAAGGUCGACUCGCCGACACGGAUGUGCGCUGGGCCACGAUUUCUGCUGCAGUGGACGACCGAACGCCUCAAGAACUGGGUGAGGCCCCGCCUCCAACAGAUCCAGAGACGGUGGCAAAGUAUGCCAAGAUGGCCGGCAACGGUGUCAAACGUCUGCCAAAGUCUCGCUAUGAAGGCAUCUCGGCGUUCAUUUGCAAUCACAAGCAAGGCGAGGACCCGCACACGUCAACCGACAAGUACAAUGACGUCGAGAUCCCGUACGACGAGGGCUCGUACAAGACCCUGAUGGACGCGGGUGUGGACCGUCUUCUCGCGCUCCACAUUUCGCACUUGUUCAUCCGUGAUCCUUUGGUCAUUUACGAGCAACGCUUGCACUUGGACAACGAGUGCGAGACGGACCACUUUGAGAACAUUCAGUCGACAAACUGGCAGACUGUGCGGUGGAAACCGCCCCCGCCGGCCCCGUCGAGCACUGAGGGACCUCACAUCGGCUGGCGCACCGAGUUUCGUUCGAUGGAGAUCCAGCUCACGGAUUUUGAGAACGCUGCGUUUACAGUGUUUAUCGCGCUCGUGUCGCGCGUCAUUCUGACGUUUGACUUAAACCUGUACACUCCGCUGUCCAAGGUGAAUGACAACAUGGAGGCUGCCCAUCGUGUGAACGCAGUGCUGGACGAGAAGUUCCACUUUCGUUGCCACAUGGCGCCACCGCAAGUCGAUGAUUGCCUGCUGAGCGACACAUGUCGCUUGCACGAAGACCCCGAUGCGUGUGAGCUGAUGACGAUUGCCGAGAUCAUGUUGGGCAAGGGCUCGUACUUCCCGGGUCUCAUUCCUCUUGUCUACGCCUACUUGGACCACAUUGAGUGCGACGAAGCCACGCGGACACUCGUGGAGAACUACAUGUCCCUCAUUGGCAAGCGGGCAACAGGCGAGUUGCCGACGGCUGCUACCUGGAUGCGUCGCUUUGUGCGCGCCCACCCCGAUUACCGUCACGACUCGGUGGUACCCCACUCGACGGCGUUUGACCUCCUCAACGAGUGUCAGCACAUCGGUGAGGGGUUGAAGCAGUGCCCGGAGUUGCUGGGCGACUUUAAGAUUGCUCCUGUGCGAGGCCAGUCAGCGUAUCGCGUACCGCUGAAGAGCAGUGGCAUUGCCACUGAAAAGCGUCAGGCGCUGCUCCAGCGAUACUUGGGUCGCACUGCUUCGACUGCGUGUGGAAGCGGUCACUGCUAA
Messenger RNA from Hyaloperonospora brassicae, 2361 nucleotides. Lineage: Eukaryota; Oomycota; Peronosporomycetes; Peronosporales; Peronosporaceae. The record is from the annotation of a GenBank genome assembly.